Messenger RNA from Patiria miniata (bat star), 3048 nucleotides. Its product is annotated as advillin-like. The record is from RefSeq and is a predicted model, not a curated record. Gene Ontology annotation, cellular component: cytoplasm; actin cytoskeleton. Gene Ontology annotation, biological process: actin polymerization or depolymerization; cytoskeleton organization; barbed-end actin filament capping. Gene Ontology annotation, molecular function: actin filament binding; phosphatidylinositol-4,5-bisphosphate binding. NCBI's taxonomy places the organism in Eukaryota, Metazoa, Echinodermata, Asteroidea, Valvatida, Asterinidae.
CAUGGGUGUGUUCUCAUCGCUGGUUCCCGCGAUAUAAUUGAUAAAAGUAACUAGUGGCAGUGCACCAUCGAUCGCACUGCAUCUCACACAUGUACCGCACGAUUCAUUGAGCUGGAAUCUUCUGGAAUUCAAGUUUUCGUCUGAAAUUUAAGUUGUCUGCCAGUAACGCCGCCAGCGCAAGAACAACAUGGGUAUGGUGGACCCAGAGUUCCGUGGAGCCGGCCAGAAGGAGGGGCUCAAGAUCUGGCGAAUUGAGAAGAUGGCCGUGGCCAAGAUCCCGGAGAAGGAUUAUGGGUAUUUCUUCAUGGGGGACUCCUACAUCGUCCUGCAUACAAGGUCUUCAGGCAACAGCUUUGUAUGGAACAUCCAUUUCUGGCUUGGAAAAGAAACCUCUCAGGUACAGGCGGGUGUGGCAGCAUACAAGACCACAGAGUUGGAUGACCAUCUGGGCGUCCCCACCCAGCAUCGGGAGGUGGAGCGAGUCGAGCGAGUCAGAAUCCUCUUCUCGUCUUACUUCAAGCAGAUCAUCUACCAGAAGGGUGGCAUUGCCUCCGGCUUCAGACAUGUGGAGAGGAACAAGCAUGACCCCAAACUGUCAAAGGUCAAAGGCAAGCGCAACGUCAGGGUCAUCCCGGUUGACAUGACAUGGGAUUCCUUCAACAACGGCGAUGUGUUUAUCCUGGAGCUGAACCCGAAGAUCUACGUGUGGUAUGGGUCCAAGGCUAACCGGCAGGAGAAAUUGAAGGUAGGGACAGUAUGCCAGAUGGCCAGGGAUGACAUGCACGGUGGCAAGGCCCACAUCGUGUACCUUGAGGAAGGUGAAACACUGCCUGAGGACAUCACUAAGGCCUUGGGAUCUCCCCCGAAAACCUUCAAGAACUCACCGGAGGAAGACGAAACCUUUUCCAGGAAAAAUGUCUCCAACACCAAGCUGUACCAUGUUACUGAUGAGUCGGGUGCUCUGGUUGUCACAGAGAAAGCAGUUUGCCCUCUGACCCAGGACCUGCUGGACUCCAAUGACUGCUACAUCAUCGAUCAAAGCAGCGCCGGCAUUUACGUGUGGAAAGGCAAAUCGGCCACUCAACAGGAGAAAGUCAGGGCCAUGAAGAAUGCCGAGGGGUUCAUAAAAGCCAAGCAAUACCCCAAGGGUACCAAGAUCACUGCCGUCAAUGACGGCGGGGAGCCGACCGCCUUCAAGUACAUCUUCAAGAACUGGCGGGAUAAGAAUGCAUCCAAGGUCGGGGAGGUCAAAUCGCCCAGGGGCAACAUUGCCAAGAUUGACUACAAGAAAUUUGACGCCACCACCCUGCACAAAAAGAGUACCUGUGACUUUGAGGCAGACCCAUCCCUGGCUGCGGCACAUGGUAUGCCUGAUGAUGGAACCGGUGCUGUCAAGAUUUGGCGUAUCGAGGAUUUUGAAAUGGUGGAGUUGGAAGCCAGCCUGUAUGGUCAGUUCUUUGGUGGUGAUAGCUACGUGAUCCUGUACACGUAUAAGGUCCGUGGCAGAGAGCAGUAUAUCAUCUUCUUCUGGCAGGGCCAAGAGUCUUCUCAAGAUGAGAAGGCGUCGUCGGCCAUCCACGCCCAGAAGCUGGAUGACUCUAUGGGCGGGGCCCCGGUCCAGGUGCGUGUGGUGCAGAACAAGGAGCCUCGGCACUUCCAGAUGAUCUUCAAGGGCAAGAUGAUCAUCCACUUGGGAGGCAAGGCCAGCGGUUUCAAGAAUCGUCAAGAGCAAGACAAGGCGGAGGCCACGGCAAGACUGUACCAAGUCAGAGGGACAAAUGAGCUCAACACUAAGGCCAUCGAGGUUCCAGCCAGAGCAAGUUCUCUCAACUCCAACGAUGUGUUUAUUCUCAAGAUGCCCAAUGAGACCUAUCUGUGGUGUGGUAAGGGAGGCAGUGGUGAUGAACGAGAACUAGCCAAGGCUGUGGCCAAGACACUAGCUGGCAGGGCGUCAGAUUACACCAUGGUGCCAGAGGGACAGGAACCCACAGCCGUCUGGAGUGCAUUGGGAGGCAAGGCGGCUUAUGCAAACACCAAGGCCUUUGAGAGUGAAGCGCCUGACUUCCCCCCUCGCCUGUUCCAAUGCUCCAACGCCGCUGGUAACUUCAAGGUCGAGGAGAUUAACGAGUUCACACAAGAAGACAUGGUUCAAGACGACGUCAUGUUGCUGGAUGCCUAUCACACGGUGUUUGUGUGGAUUGGGUCUGGUGCCAAUGAGGUGGAGAAGAAAGAAGCCAUCAAGAUUGCACAGGAAUACAUUUUAUCUGAUCCUAGUGGCCGAGACGUGGAUGCUACAUCGUUGAUUAAGAUCCAGGAAGGCAACGAGCCGUUGCAUUUCACUGGUCACUUCCAUGCCUGGAACCCCAACUACUUCAAGGAGCUGCCUAACCUGGACGACAUGAAGGCACAGGCUAAGAAGGACAACGAGAAGAUUGCUAUCGCGUCGGCUCCCGUCAUGGUGAGAAUUGAUGAGAUCCCUAAGAAGGAUGAUGGUGAAGACUUCAACUCCCUGCCCAAGUACCCACUGGAGAAGCUGCAAGCUCAAGAGCUUCCUGACGGUGUGGACUCCAGCAAGAAGGAGUAUUAUUUAUCCGCUGCUGACUUUGAGAAAGUCUUUAAGAUGAAGUUCGAAGCUUACGUCAAGUUACCAGCAUGGAAAAGAACCAACUUGCGAAAGGGAAACAAGCUUUUCUAGACAUUUUUUUCGAGCUGUCAAGAAAAAAGGUUGGGUUGUAAUUAAAACUUCUCAAAACUGAUGUAUUAUUUCUGACGCUGUAGUUUUAGAGAAUAUUAAAUUCAACCGAAUGUUUGGAGAAAAAGCUGCAAUUGUUUUUGGUUUCCUCAAGGGAAGACUGCUCAUUAUAGAUAAUUUAUAAACAAGUCUAUUGCAUAUUGAUUUCGUAAUUUUAAGAUUUGUUAAUACAGAGUUUUUGUUUUCUGGAAUAUUAGUUUGUGUGUUAAUAAGAGGUGUCAGAGUAUUUUGAAUUCUUGAAUUGAAAAAUUAAACAAAUACAGCCUUAUUGAUAACUGCUGUUUCGUAAUGAUGAA